Portunus trituberculatus (swimming crab) is the source of this 3215-nucleotide messenger RNA. RefSeq names its product pollen-specific leucine-rich repeat extensin-like protein 2. The record is from RefSeq and is a predicted model, not a curated record. Gene Ontology annotation, molecular function: structural constituent of chitin-based larval cuticle. NCBI's taxonomy places the organism in Eukaryota, Metazoa, Arthropoda, Malacostraca, Decapoda, Portunidae. Gene Ontology annotation, cellular component: chitin-based extracellular matrix. Bases 1010 to 2452 code for a protein of 480 amino acids. The transcript has 5 exons.
CUGACUCCAGGGCAUGGCAGGAAGCGAGGGGCGAACGGUGCAACGCUAAGAAGCGCCAAAGGGAAAACUGGCAGCGGGAAGGAGCUUCCUACAGGUGCCUAGUUAUUGUCCGUCGUACCGCUGAAUUAGUAGGUGUCAUCCCUUGGCGCAGUGAACGACUGAGCGUUGUAGUGCCACGGCCGCCGCCACAGACGCCGCACCCCUACCCGCCAGUGCCCUCACUUAGCCGAUCCACUAGUGAAGGGCGGCUACCUCAGUGCUUAGUGCCCGGCCCAACACACUGCUGACGGAGGCUGUGACAUUACCUCAGGAGGGAUCACCUGUUACAGACACGGAAGAACACCUGCACCACUACGCACCACCUGAAACUCGUGCAUCGGAGAAGAAAGUACUGAAACUGAAGCCUUCGUUUACCUGGCCAUCAAGAACUUGCACCCUUAGUUCCAUUCCUGCCUCAUCUCCUGUAGAAGACUCCCCACCUCUAUCCCCCCCAAGACGCCACAACGCUACGAAGUCUAAUCUUGGAGAACAUGAUGAAGCUGUUGUUAAUUUCACUAGCUUUACCAUUCACAAGGUGUUCGUAAUCAAAGUUAUUGCGCAGAAAACAGGAAUUAUUGCAUGUACCUCAGAAAAACAUGGUACACCUUCAAAACUCGAGAUGAUUAUACGUAUGGUGAAAGUGUAGGUAGCGAAAGUGAGUAAGGACAAUACACGUAAAGGAAAUUGAAGUGAUUUCUUAUGAUACUAAAGUGAAAAACACAGACGAAUGUGUGAUGGAAGCCAAAGCAAGUGUCACCUCGCCUCCUUGCCCUCCGCCCUCACCUCCUGUAGCCCUGUUCACUGUUCGAUCAGGCCUCCACCAUGCUGCUGACCUGGCUCGGGGCGCGGCCAAGGUAUAGUGCCGCCCCGACCCUGUAUGACAUCCCCGCCCCGUCCCGCCCCGCUCAGGCUACCAUGAAGCUGCCCCGCCAAACAAGAUUGGACCCGACUGUUUCGACUUAGUGAGAACAUGUUACUGCUCACUCCCGGAGGCUUGCACUACACAAGAUGCCCGUUGAGCUGUCCUGUGCGGAUAGGAGUGUGGCUAUGGGCGUGGGCAUGGACGUGUGUGGUGCUGAGUGCAGCCCAAGGUACUGGUGCUGGCCAAGGAACCAUCCUGCAAGACUUCCCAAUUGCAGCCGAAGAAAACUUUUAUUCCUUCAACCCAGAUGGAACCUACACUUUUUCUUAUGACACAGGUGGAGGUGAACAUCAGAGUUUUCGGAUUGAGAUGAGGGAUGCUUCAGGUCGAGUCUCUGGUCGAUUUGGUUAUGUGGAUCCAGCUGGUGCCCUGCGAAUUACUGAGUAUCAAGCAGACAGUAGUGGAUACAGGGCAAGCAUAGAAGUGUACCACCAAGUAAGCCUGGCACCCCCCACACCACUGAUAGUAGGACCUGUACCCAAGGAGCCCACUGUCCUUCCUGAUCCUCCAGCAGACCCUCCAAAGCCACGUGUCAUGCAUCCAGUUGGACCAGCCCCCUUCUUCCCACCCCAGCAGCCUGUCUUAAUCAUUGGGCCACUCCCUAAACCACUCCAGCCUGAGAGUGCUGAAGACGACCAUGAUCCUCCAGAUCUGAAUGAGGAUUCGCUCUUAACUGUACCGUCCGAUCCUCUGAUUCCAGCCGUGUUUCCCAAGAGUCCUCUGGGAGAUGCUUCUCCUGGGGACCUUUUCAAUUCCCCGCUGGAAACUGAAGGAAUCAGCAUCCUGCAAGGGAACUUCACUGAUAUUCCCCAGUUAUCAUCUGAUGAUCUUGAAGAUUCUCCAAAUAGCAAUGUCACUGAUACCCUGCAAGUAUCUUAUGAUGGUAAUCUUGAGGUUUCUCAGAAUAGUACAGUCACAACAUCUAGAACACCAAUAGAAGAAACAAAUGAGCACAAAGAAUCAUUGGAUGCUGUUGUUAGGAAUGCCGGACAAACAGGAGCUUCAAGCAAUGUCCAACAUUUCCCACAGAAAUCACAGCACCAUCUGACCCAAAAUGGCGCUCCUGAGAUUCUACAAGAGCACAAAGAUAUUAAUCCAACUAUGACUAACCAAGAGAGAAAAGUUGCAAACAUUGUACCUGGCAUCACAGUCCAUGCAACACAGAGGAAUCCUGUCAGUGAUAGUGAUGCAAACUAUUCUACAAACAGUGAUUUUCUCCAGCCUUCACCAACCUCCACUAUCACAUCAACAGUAUCUAAAUUGGCAGAAAGAGGUGCCAAGAGUGAAUCAAAAGUGGCAGAAACUUCAUUACCUGUGUUCAUGACAAAGAAGAAUGAUGACUCUAGAAGCCAAUCCAGGAGGUUCCGUAACCUUCCUCCUAUACCUCCCACACCAUUGCUGACUUACCUCCCAGUGGGUGCUCCCCGGCACCAGUAUCCCACUGCACCACUCCUUCAGCUGCCCCAAGAGGCCAAUAGUUACCCUGCAUAAGGCAUCAAGUAUUUGAUAAUGAAACUCUUGCCAGAACAAUUUUUCUGAUCUCCUGAUAUUGAGGUAGUGAUAGGAGCUUGUAAAAUUCAGGAUUCAGUUUGAACUCUGACAUGCACAUCUUUGAUGUGCACAUGGUAACUGCGCUUUUAUCUGCAUGCAUAAAUGCUAAAAAGUGCAAUAUGUGUAUCGCAUGCCACACUGAUUACUUUUAAUUGAAAUUUGUAUUUUGAAAAUAGACACCAUAUGUUUCUGAAAUGCCCACAGCAAUCUUAAAGCUGCACAUGAAAUUUCAAAAUGUCUUUUAUAAGUGACAUGACAAGGCUUAAGACUUUCAGUUGGUGUAACAUAUGUGCUCAAAUCACUGCACUGACUUUCAAGAGGUGGAAUACAUGUGUGAUCAAAUCACUCCAUUGUCUUUCAAGAUGUGGAAUACAAACGUAAGAAAAUGUUUAAAUUAGUGAUGCUAUAACAUAAUAAGCAAAGCUGAUAACUUUUGUAAUUAAUGUUGGAUAUAUUACACAUUAAACACAUGUAGAAAAAUACUGCCUCUGACCCCAGCCAGUGAGCAGACAGUGAUGUGAGGUUGUUCACCCAGUCUGAUUGCUCACAGACAGUACAAGUGUGUCAAGUUCCUCUGCUGUUGGAAUCUCAACUUGUGAUGGACUCAGCCAAGAGCCUCACAAUAGCUAGUCAAGUUCUGAAUGAUACACCAAUGAACUGUCAUAUGUAAGUCAAAACCUUAAAAAAUAUCCCUGAAUUUUAA